Rhagoletis pomonella (apple maggot) is the source of this 1455-nucleotide messenger RNA. Its product is annotated as craniofacial development protein 1-like. Lineage: Eukaryota; Metazoa; Arthropoda; Insecta; Diptera; Tephritidae. The record is from RefSeq and is a predicted model, not a curated record. The coding region runs from base 132 to 1142 and encodes 336 amino acids. The transcript has 3 exons.
GAAGUAAAAGAGGAAUAUAAGAAGAAAAGUGAUUUUGCAAAAGCCAGAUGUCUGGGAAAAUUUAAUUUGCUGCCGUCGAUAUCAAAAAAUAGUAGAAGUUCUUCAAGUAUUAAACCAAUAUUCCAGCCAAAAUGAAUCGACACGUGGAACUACAUGAUAGUGAUGAAAGUGACAGCGAUUUUUGUCCAGAGAAAGAUGCCGGCAACGAAGUUUCUGAGGAGGCUUCUACUGAACCAUCUAGUUGUAGUGAGGCAGAGGAGAGUUGUGAAAAUAGUCCCCAACAACAAAAACGAAAAAAGAACCGUGGACACAGUAGAAAAUCCCAGACGAAAAAAUUAAAAGGUCGAAAGAGUACACGUGCACAAGACAAGAAACGUUCGAGUGACACCGACGAAGAGAGCACGACUGCAGACACAGAGCGCAGACGCAACACUCGGCAAACCGAACUUUCAAAGCGGUUAUGUAGUUCUAAAGAAAAAGAUACUUUGGAAUCUGAAGAAGAAGAUAAAUCUAGGUCUGAUGCACUCUGGGCAGAUUUUCUCAGCGAUGUAAAGCCGGAACAAACUGAAAAAGUAUCAAAAUCCCAAACGAAUACUAGUAGUAAUGAUGCUACCUCUAAUGGUAGACCAGAGACAGCUGCAAAAAAUGGACGCAAAAGGCCAAAGGAUGAAGAUAAAAGUGAAGAAAAAUCUACCUCACAAGAAAAGCCAACAGUUGCAAAAAAACAAGAAAAGCAUGCGGUGACAGAAGUUUUAGAUUUUGCAGGAGAAGAGGUGCAUGUAGAAAAAGUGGUAAAUUCUGAUAGUGUAAAGGAGAAUAAAGAGACAGUGGUACGGGCAGGAACUUCAACAUUGCGCGCCGGUUUUCCACCAGGUUUAAAACGACCGAUGGCUGGUGGCAGUGGCAGCGGCGGUUUGGGCUCGUUACUCAAUCAAAUUGGAAAAAAGAAAAAAAUAUCCGUGCUGGAAAAAUCGCAAUUGGACUGGAAAAGUUUCAAACAAGACGAAGGCAUUGAGGAAGAGUUGCAAACAUUUAACAAAGGCAAAGACGGCUUCUUGGAGCGACAAGACUUCCUGCAACGUACUGAUCUACGCCAAUUUGAGAUUGAAAAGAACCUACGUCAGUCAAGGCGCAACAAUUAAAUCCUACCGUAGAAUUACACGACAAAAUACAUGCAUCUAUAAUUAUAAUAUAACCAAUAAUUGACACAUUUUACUAAUUAAAUACAUAAGUAUCUGACUAAAUUCAAACCAUCAAUAUAUUAUAUAGUACAUAAAACAUGCUUGCUGAUGUUCAGAUUAACUUGUUGAUAGCCGCCUAUUGUAUUCCGUAUAAGAAAUUACAAUAUAAAUAUAUAAUACAUACAUAUGUACAUGUAUGGUAUAUUCAAUAAAUGUCUACUUUACACAUAGAAAAUAGCAAAGAAAACAAUCGCUUGAUAUUUCAUUUUGGAUA